AUGGCAAAACUGAUCAGUGCAUACGAGCUGCGCCGCCACUGGGUCAAUCACCAAGAAAUCGCUCUCCUCGAUGUGCGUGAAGAAGGGCCCUACUCACUGUCGCACCCUCUUUUCGCACUGAGCGUGCCUAUAUCCGAGAUUGAACAGAAGCUACCGGCUCUCGUUCCACGACGAUCAGCUCCGGUAGUUGUGUACGAUAAUGGAGAGGGCUAUGUCGAUCGAGCAGCCGCCCGGGCCAAAUCGCUAGGAUACACGGAUGUCGCCAUUCUAGAGGGCGGGCUGGCGGGGUACGCCCGGGUUGGCGAGGUUUAUCGAGACGUAAACGUCCCAUCGAAGGCAUUCGGGGAGCUGGUCGAGUCGAUCAACCACACUCCAUCUUUAUCGGCACGGGAAGUCAAGAAUCUCUUAGAGACUGACCCGCAGGUGGUCGUGCUGGAUGCACGGCGCUUUGAGGAGUACAACACCAUGAGUAUCCCGCGCGGUCGCAGCUGUCCCGGCGGGGAGCUGGUGUAUCGCGUGUUCGAGGUCGUCCCGUCACCGGAGACGACCGUGGUGGUCAACUGCGCAGGCCGGACGCGAAGUAUUGUGGGCACGCAGUCGCUCAUAAACUCUGGGGUGCCAAACAAGGUGGUUGCGCUGCGCAAUGGGACCAUUGGAUGGACAUUGGAAGGGUUUGAAUUGGAGCAUCGUAAGGAAGAGAGAGCCCUGGAGCCCUCAUCCCAAGCCACCAAACUAGCGCGUCGGCAUGCUCGGUCUUGGGCUGAAUACGUUGGGGUAUCGAUGAUCGAUGGGGAUAAGCUCGCUCAAUUGGCCGCGACCCCGGCCGGACCUUACCCAGCCGAGUUUGCCCGGGGUCAUCCUGCAGGCUUUUCCAAUGCCCCUGGCGGGCAGUUGGUACAAGCGACGGACGAGUGGGUUGGUGUGCGCGGUGCUCUCUUGGUCUUGUACGACACAGACGGCGUGAGAGCACGCAUGACAGCAAGCUGGCUCCUGCAGCUUGGAUGGGAGGUAUAUGUUCUUGACGAAAAUUCCACCGUGCCCGCGGAUCUGUCGAUCGCAAAAGUGCCGUCGUGGAUCCCCCCAGAGGCUGGCGCUAUUUCUACGGAGGAUUUGAAGCGUUUGAAAGAGGUCACUGUUGUUGAUCUUGCGCGCAGCCCAUCGUACCGCAAGGGUCAUAUUCCGGGUUCAUGGCACGCUUCCGGACCAGAGCUGAUUCGAGAUUUGAAGACCAUCAAUAACAAGGGGCCCAUUGUCCUGACAUCGCCAGACGGCGAGAUCGCAGCUGCAAAUGCGGGAUACGCACGCAACGCCAUCUCGAGGGACGUGUUCUAUCUGGCAGGUGGAACCGCAGCGUGGGUGGAGGCUGGUAAUGCCGUCGAAACGGAAACCCGGUGGCUCUCCGCACCAAUUGACGUAUAUAAAAGACCGUACGAGGGCACCAGCAAUGCUCGCAAAGACAUGCAGGGAUACCUUGACUGGGAAUAUGGGUUGGUGGCGCAAUUGGCCAACGACGGUGUCUCUCGCUUCCAUGUUGUACGCAACCAACGUGUACAGGGUGAGUGA
Penicillium chermesinum is the source of this 1563-nucleotide messenger RNA. RefSeq lists its product as uncharacterized. NCBI's taxonomy places the organism in Eukaryota, Fungi, Ascomycota, Eurotiomycetes, Eurotiales, Aspergillaceae. The transcript is spliced from 2 exons. Gene Ontology annotation, molecular function: thiosulfate-cyanide sulfurtransferase activity. The record is from RefSeq and is a predicted model, not a curated record. Bases 1 to 1563 code for a protein of 520 amino acids.